AUGAGGACCUGGAAUCCUGUCUCCUGCCACAUUUGCGGCCAGGAGUGGCCACUGAAGCAGUUUGAGGAGCACCACGCAGUCUGCGAGAGCCUCAUCAAGAUAGAGAUGGCAAGGGGUCCGCCUAACGCGCGGGUGGCGGCCAUCUUGGAGCUCUUGGAGAAAUACAUGGCAGAGCAUUGCUUCUCGCGCAAGAUUAUGUCCAUUCUGUACAACAUUGAGCAGUUGGCACGGGCCUAUUUGGAUAUGAAGGCUUCUUUGUCUCCGGCAUUUGUUGUGCAAAGAUGCAUGGUGUAUGCGCAAGGAAUGAAGGUUGAUUCCAUCGCCAGCUGCCCCGAAGAAGUUGAACGUGGGUACUCAGGGGCCGUAACUUUCUCCCAGAAGAUGAGGUCCAUCAUGAAGGAACAUGUGCGCAGCAUUAACCAGCAGCAACACAAUUCAGGGAGUUCUGGAGGCAGCUCCGAAUGGUCCCAUGAUGGAUCAAUCCCAGAAAGCAGCAGUACGGGGGAUUCGAGGUCAGGCAUUGGCCCUCAGGCGGGAGAUUACGGCUCGGUGAAGAUCACUGAUUUCAAAAUUCUUAAGCCCGUGAGCAGAGGAGCAUACGGGAGGGUGUAUCUGGCCAAAAAGAGAGACACAGGGCAUUACUAUGCUAUCAAGGUUCGUUGUUUCUACACAUUCACCAACCACCGGAAUCUGUAUAUUGUUAUGGAGUACCUGAAUGGAGGUGACUGCAGCAGCUUGCUGCGCAAUCUGGGGUGCCUGGAUGAGCAUGCGGCCAGGGUGUACAUUGCAGAGACUGCGAUGGCAUUGGAAUACUGCCACGCGCAGGGAAUAAACCACAGAGAUUUGAAGCCGGACAACCUGCUAAUAAGCUCAGAUGGACAUAUAAAACUGACGGACUUUGGACUAUCCUGCGUUGGAAUUGUGGAUAGGUCGAUGACGACUGAAACAAAUAGCAGAGACCCUUCCUGGGACGAGUAA
This is a messenger RNA of Ostreobium quekettii, 978 nucleotides long. The record is from the annotation of a GenBank genome assembly. Lineage: Eukaryota; Viridiplantae; Chlorophyta; Ulvophyceae; Bryopsidales; Ostreobiaceae.